Molecule: messenger RNA, 3314 nt
Organism: Manacus vitellinus (golden-collared manakin)
Lineage: Eukaryota; Metazoa; Chordata; Aves; Passeriformes; Pipridae
Gene: SLC16A6
Product: solute carrier family 16 member 6
Exons: 6
Coding region: 140-1729 (529 amino acids)
Biological process (GO): monocarboxylic acid transport; transmembrane transport
Molecular function (GO): monocarboxylic acid transmembrane transporter activity
Source: RefSeq, a predicted model, not a curated record
AGCAGCAGCCGCCGCCGCGGGCAGCGGAGCAGCAGCGGCCGGCGGGCAGCGGGGCCGCCUCCUCGCCGAGGGUCGCCCGCCCGCUCGCCCUCCCCGGGCCAUGGGCAGCCCCUGACCCCGCCGCAGCACCGGGUCCAAAAUGACGGUCAAAGCUGUAAAAAUGCCGUGCACCUCUGCAAACGUUUAUACUAAAGUGCCUGACGGAGGAUGGGGCUGGACAGUUGCUUUUGCAUUCUUUGUUGUGGAAGCCCUGACAUACGGCAUCAUAAAAUCAUUUGGAGUCUUCUUCAAUGAUCUGAUGGAAAGCUUUGACGAAACCAACAGCAGGAUAUCAUGGAUAAUAUCCAUAUGUGUGUUUGUGCAGACCUUCACAGCUCCUCUGUCGACGGUGCUCAGCAACCGCUUCGGUCACCGCUUGGUGGUGAUGGCCGGGGGGCUGCUCAUCAGCACCGGGAUGGUCAUCGCCGCCUUCGCCCGCUCUGUCGUGGACAUGUAUGUCACCAUCGGCAUCAUCUCCGGCCUUGGAUACUGCCUCUCCUUCCUCCCGACUGUCACCAUUUUAUCACAGUAUUUUGACAAAAGGCGCUCGCUGGUCACAGCAGUGGCAUCUACAGGGGAGUGUUUCGCCGUCUUCUCCUUCGCACCAGCAAUCACAGCUCUGAAGGAGCAGAUUGGCUGGAGAUACAGCCUGCUUUCUGUCGGGGUGCUGCAGCUUGGCAUCACCGUCUGCGGGUCGCUGCUGCGACCCAUCAUCAUCAAAGAGCAAGAAGAAGUGAAAGCACAGCCUCCAGAAGAGUCCACCGAGACAAAGUACAUGCUUGAAAAUGAGCAAACAUGCACCUCAAUAGAGUCCAUAGACUCAGGAGUCGAUAUAACUACCUCACCCAGCAAUGUGCCUGGAAAAACCAAAGCAGAGCCGAAAAGUGAAGAACCAAAGCAACACGGACAGAUUCCCGUUGAAAAUAACAGCACCCCUCCAGAACCAAAAACCAAACUACUGGACUUCUCUGUGAUGAGAGACUAUAGCUUUAUCUGUUAUGCAUUCUUUGGCCUGUUUGCAACCCUGGGCUUCUUCGCUCCCUCCCUCUACAUCAUCCCCCUGAGUCUCAGCCUGGGCAUCGGCAAGGACCACUCGGCGUACAUCCUGUCGGCCAUGGCCAUCGCCGAGGUCUUCGGGAGGAUUUUUGCUGGCUGGGUUCUCAACAAGAAGCCCAUCCGCAAGAUCUACAUCGAACUCAUCUGUGUCAUCCUGCUGUCUGUAGCAUUGUUUGCCUUCCCCUUUGCCUCCGAGUUCUGGGGCUUGAUGACAUGUAGCAUUUAUUUUGGGUUCAUGCUCGGCACGGUGGCGGGCACACAUAUUCCCCUCCUGGCAGAAGACGAUGUGGUUGGCAUUGAAAAGAUGUCUUCUGCAGCUGGAGUCUACGUCUUCAUUCAAAGCUUAGCUGGGUUGGCUGGACCACCCAUUGCAGGUGUCUUAGUGGAUACGACAAAGAACUACAGCUCAGCCUUCUACUCCUGUGCUGCUGGCAUGGUCCUGGGGGCUGUGUUUCUGGCCCUGGUGAGGCCGUGCAAGACUGGGCUGUGCCGCCGCCACCGCCACCACCAGCAGCAGCAGCAGCAGGUGGAGGAGAGCCCACCAGGGCCCCCACCAGAAUUACCAGAUGACUUUAUAGACAUGGAUAUUGGAAAAGCAGAAAAUUCAGGAAAAGGCUCUGACAGCGUGGUAUAAAAAAAAAAACAAAAACAAACUCUGUUCCUUUCUCCAUCUAAUGUACUCGGCGUAAGGCUGGGGAAAAUGUCAGCUCUGCUCCACGUUUUAAAACUACAUUCUAAAGGGAAUGUGAAAUUUUAAAUGUGAACAGUUGCUACCGACAACUUUUUUUUUUUUUUUUGUUAAAUAUUAGACAGAACUUUUUUAACCAACAAUGGAAAGCUCCAUAGAAAAUACGGAUAGCCACGUAAAAAUAACUCCUGUCUAGCAUGAAGAUGUGAUGCACACUCUUGCUUUCCUGAUAACAAGCAUAGGUAAAGGUUCAACUGAUCCCAUAAAUACUGACAACAGCAACAGCAGAAGCAGCUCAGCCUCUGACUGUCACCCAUCCCCUACCACAAAUUCCACACAGACCAGAAACCGAUGAUACGAACUGGAGACAAGCAUUUCAUACACCACCAGUAGCCAACUGAAUCUUCUGGAGGGAUACAGACUCAUGUUUUAGCUUUGAGGAGGAGGCUAGGCUAGAUAGCUGACACUUAGAAACCAUUGCUAAUGAUCUUAACUUGAAUGUCACAAAUGCUGGGAAAUCAAAGGCUCCGUGUCUCUUUAUGGCCAGUUUUUACUGCACGUAUUUUCCUGAGAUCAUUUUUCUUCUCCUGAUUGGGAUCCCUAGAACUGUUUUCUAUUGAUAGUCAGAUCUGAUGUACUGUUUCUAAUUUAACUAGUAUUUAUUAAUUUAUUCUGAGAUUGUUAAAGGAGGUUAGCUUAAAUAACUGGAGAGGAAAAAUGAUCUUCUGCAUAACGGAAAGCUGUCUUUACAUCAUUCUCUUCAAUGCCUAUCUUGUAUUGCUUGUGAAAUUGUUGGGGAAAUUACUUUUACAGCAUAAAGUGUAGCUGUUUUCAAUAGGUAAGUCUUAAGUAACCCAGUUAUUUAAAAAGGAAAAAAAAAUAAUAAACUACAGAUCCAGCAUCUCUUUCCACGGAAAAAGGCUCAGCAGGUGCCAGUGGACGUGGCACCACUGCAGAACCAGCCCACCCCGCAAGGAGGAUUUGGCCCAGUGUGUCUUAAUGUACCCAAAACCCUCGCUCACAGGUGCACCAGGAAACCUCUGCCUCACCCCCGAUGGAAUGUGGACCCCCACGUCACCCCCUCACUCCCCACAUCUGUGGGGUCACGGGGCGGCCGGGCCGAGCUGCACCCCCUUCCCCAGCUCUCCCUGCUCCCCCAAAAAAGGCAGCAAGAGGCUUUGUUUUGGUUUUUUUUUUUUGCUGCUGACAUCAGUGAGAAGCGAAGUGGAGCCUGUGCACCUCGAUGGCACGAAGGGAACAACAAAAGACAACGGAGGAGCUGUUCAUUUAGUCUUAACAGGAGAGAUUCCUGCUCACGGUGACACGAGCUUGCUUACCCCACCUAUAUGCAUCUUCUCGCCUCUAGGCAACUCAGGGGGACAAAUCAAAACAAGUCUGUUUCGGUUUGGAAGGAAAGCCAAACCACCAUUUCUGUGUAUUUCAAGUGGAAGUGGCAUCAUCCAUUAACUGCUACGCUGACCUGUCUGUGUUUUACCAGCCAUAAGAAAUGUGGGACAAUCUGUGUAAAAAA